AUGAUCGUGUUACAGCCAUCAUCCAGUGUUUGUUAUCCAUUAAACCUGCCUAUCGCGCCCGGACCGCAUCUUGAUGAAGCAACAAGAAAGAAACUCACAUUGGAGUGCAGGACCGGUGCUGCUGUAGAACUAGCCCGUUCAGGUGUAUUCGUACAUGGCGGUCUCACACUGCCUCUAAAUCUGACAGUUAUAAACUCACUGCAAUUGCAAAAAGAAUUAAUAUUGUAUUUUGGCAAGCAUAAAAAUAGAAAUAUAGAUUUUAAAACAUUAGCUGAUUGGAUAAGCCCUGAGAUAUUCUUCCUCGAUUUGAUUUCAAGAACAUGGCAAAGAGUAUUAACCACAAUAGAUACAACUACAGGAGGCGACUCGAAUAAAGACCUGCACUUCAAAGAGAGGUUGCUCCAUUCGAUGUGCUUUACAGAAUCAAACAUCUAUAUUUUUGGUGGGCUCAUAGUAUCACCCCAAAAUGGCUAUGAACUGGUAGGGACAAACGAAUUAUGGAGGCUAGAUCUCAAGACAAAGUGUUGGUCUUUGGUAAGUAAAAACCCUCAAAUAACAAGACGCUUUAAUCAUAACAUGCACAUCCUAAACGAAAACAACGAAAACCAAGAUACAAAGCUAGUUGUAGUAGGUGGGUUGGAUAAUAUGGAUAUUCCAAUAAAAAAAAUCGAUAUAUUUAACCUACGAACAAACACCUGGGAAUCAGAAUCAAAAUCAGAAACGUUACCGGAUUUAAAACGGUCGUCCAAGAUUUGGGUUAACAUUGACGGAAUGCCAAUUUCUUUAUCUCAUGAUUCUAAUUUUUCUGUUUUAAUCGAGAAUAACGAAGCCGAAGUUCCGACGUUAGCAUUAUAUUAUCCUCAAGACACGAAAAAGACAUCCAGGAGGGGAACCAACGAUGACAGCUUUUCGAACUACAUUCAUAGUGUAGAUGAACAAUCAAGCGUACCAAAACAUCCACACCAUGGUCACGGUGAUCUGAGGUACUUUGAAGGGGAAGACGCAGAAAGCGAUUCAAUUAAAACACUAAUGUCACCAAUUGUAAUCUUACCAUUGCUCGCAAAGUCUGAGGGUGCUAGAAUGACAUCGAAUCCUACUCAAAACAACAAAGGAAAUUCUAUCCUGCAAAUACCGUUUCAUUUACAAUAUCCUUCGGGUAGUUACUUCAACUACAAUAUUGUUGUCAUAGGGUUCUAUCCAGACCCUCAUCCCUCAAAUUUGCAUUGUUUUAUUUAUAAUAUUGCUAGUGGCAAAUGGAUUAAAGUAAACAUAAGCUGCACUGAAUGUAGUACGAAUACGCAUAGAUUUUGGAAACUGUUAACCUGGAAAUCACAUCAUCAAGCUUUAUUGCUUGGUACCAAAUCCAACGAUUUUUGUUCACCUAGCGUUCAAAAAUUCGAUCACAUUUUAGCAUUUUCGUUACCAAUGUUAAAUGGGUACAAUAAGUUAAUUAAUGAAAAAAAUAAUGGUACCAAUAAUAGUACAGCCAUCAAUCGCAACCCCAAGUUGAACUUGAGUCUCUAUGACCACCUCCCAUUCCCUACUUCACCAAUAACUGAUCAGGAAUGCUCGCACACCAUAACUAAAGCGCACGCCGCAGAUGACUCUAGGCUCCCAGACUCUGCCUCGAGCGCAACCUCACAAUUUGAAAAUUAUUCUCGCUAUAUCACUGUUCCAUUGGAAAUGGAAUCAACAAGCUCGAUAUUUCCAUCAUAUGCUAUGGUUUUAGGUAAAGAUGCCUUAGAAAUAUUUGGUGAAACGUUAUCCGAUUUUGAAUUCCUUACUGCUGAUGGUGAUUCGAUCGGUGUUCCAGUAUACUUGCUGAGGAAAAGGUGGGGAAGAUAUUUUGAUUCCCUUUUAUCCAAUGGUUACGCCAAUACGUCAUUCAACUAUGAAAUAAAUGGAGACCCUUCUAAUAUUAUUAGUUUUUCUCCUCACCCUGUGUCAAAGGCCGCAAAGUUUGAUUACUCAAACCAAUCGUCUAAUGGAUCCUUGGAAAAACUCUUUUCAAAAAGAGAAAAUAGCAAAUCAAACAGUAAUAUAAACAUUAAAAAACCACAUAGCGUGGAUUUUACAUCAUCAAGGUCCUCACCUAAACAACGGGCCCUUUCGCAUAGCAAAACGUCUCCUUUAGAACCAACAUUCUUAACGAAUGAUGAGGGGAAUAGAGCAAACACACCAAAGCAGGAAGAAAUUGCCAAUAGUGACCUGCAAAACAACAACACUUCCAACAGAAGGCCAAUAUCCACCACUUGUUCUUCCACAGGUAUGGUAUUUAGGGUCCCAUUCCAGGAUAUAAAGAAUUCGAAGUUGGGGCUUUCUGAACAUUCUAGCCACACUACGCGGGCAAACUCUGCUUCACCUCCCCCCGUACGUGAAAAGUCAACAUUCGAUAACACUAGUAAUGAUGUGCUUUCCAAUACACGCCCAUCAUAUCGAGGGGCCUCAACUGUAGGAGCAACUAGAAAUAACUCAAUAGAUGACGUCUUUUCAUCUAUUCGUCGCGCCUCACAUCCUCUUCAAUCUCAUAUCAUGGCGAAAUCUUCGCCCAAUAGCAUAUCAAAUCCCAGCCCAGAGGAAGAGUCUUCGUCGCGUAGAAAAUCGUCUGCAUUAAGGUUCAUAGCUAGUUCACACAAGUCGAGACAACCUUCUUUUGCCUCUACCAAUAGCACUGCUUCUAUUGUAAGUUCCACUUCAGGAAGGAGACGAAACUCAAAUCAAGUCUCUCAUUUGGGAAGUUCAUCAAAUUCAUCUGUUUUGCCUGUGUUAAAUAUUCAGCUACCUCCACAAGAAAAGAUUCCGCUAGAACCGCCGCCGCCGGUUCCGAAUUUACCUUCAAGAAGAAGUAGCUCUUUGGCAGAUUAUGUCCAAUUUAGCAGAGAUAGCCCAAUCGCGUCAAGAGGCUCUUCCCAUUCUACUAGAAAAUCAAGUUCUUCGGAUAUAAGGCGCAUAUCAAACUCCUCUUUACUGAGGAGUACUCUAGAUUCACAAUUACUGAAUAAUUCAUGUGGUAACGAUAUUCCUUAUGAAGCAAGCAUUGAAGAAUAUGGUAUGAUUAAUGGAAGAGGUGAAGAAGAUGACAAAGACAAUGGAGACUAUAACUGUUUUUUACCUUCCAAUAUAAGGCCUGUAUUUUCUACAAUAAAUGCAGUAAGUAUAAACGGUGAUUUUAAGGAAGGUGAGCUUAUUUCUGCAAAGUCGUAUAUAAAUAGCGAAAAGGGUAGACGACUUUCUUAUAUUUCGAACCCUGAAAGUGUUGAAAGUACUAAUUCGAACAACAACGCAAUCAUUGAACUAGAGCCUUUAUUAACGCCCAGAUCGUUAUACAUGCCCUGGUCUACUGCUUCCGUAAGAGCAUUUGCAGAAUUUUUUUACACCGCACGGAUUAAUGGUAAGUGGCUAUUAGCACCAGUGACUUUGGACUUACUCAUUAUGGCCAAAAUUUAUGAAAUUCCUAUUCUAUAUGAAUUGAUUACAGAAGUACUAUACAAAAUAGCCAGCAAAAAGGAAGAAAGUCUUCUUGUUACUUGCGAGGCGUUACUUAAUUUAUUUCAGUCAAAAAUCUCGAGAUAUUGCAAUGAAAAUGAAGGCAAAAUAAGGAGGAUGUUAGAUUCUAAUGAAUCAUAUCAAGAUAUUCUGGAAAUAAAAAAAUCGCUAGUAAACAUAGACAACGGAUACAUUGAUCCAUACCUUUUACGAAACACGUCUAUGGCACAUUCAACAGACGACAGUAAUGUGGAUACCRAAACGACCGAUAUGCACCGUACAAGAGUUUCUAGUUUAGGAUCUCUUGCCAGCAGGGCCGUUCCCACUGUUUUUGCCGGUGGCCCCAGAGACAGCCAUAAUUCUAUUGGUUCAAUUGCUUUUCCUAACAGUUCAAGUGUUCAAAAUUUCCGGCGCUCUGUAUCUUUAUUCAGUCCAACAGCGAAGAAGAAAUCUAGCUUAAGUAAAGAACCAGGCCCGCUAGAUAGCUAUGAUGAAGCUACUGGUGAUAUCCGCAAUGACGAGACGGUAAAGCAACAUUCAAACCUUCCAAGGACAAAUAGCAUCAACCCUUUCAUUCAUAGGACAUCUUUGGAACCCACAAAUAAAUUCCCCAAUGAAAAUGAUGUCGGGAGCAGUUCAGGCAAACCUUUUUACGACAAAAAAGAGCAAAUCGAGCAAACCACGCUUCAGAGCAUAUCAAAUCCAGAUAAAAGUAAGAUUUUUACAUCGCAAAAGGGGAGCAGUAGCGAUGAAAAAGAUUUGCAGGGGUCUAAUGAUGCAUCGAAAAGCAGGGAUACGCAGGGGGUCGGAAGUUCAUCCAAUUUGAAGACAAACACAUUUGUUCGUGAUGAAUUUGAUAGUGACUCGGGCUCCUCCUCUCACUCCGAUUCAGAUGAUCUUGAUUCACAGCUAGGUAUUUUGCCUUUUACAAAAAUGAAUAAAAAACUACAAGAACAGACAUCCCAAGAAUUUGAUGAUUCGAUUGAUCCUCUCUAUAAAAUCAGUUCCAGCACACCAGGCUCUUCGAGAUUACAUGGAUCAUUUUCCAAAUAUAUUAAGCCCCUUUCGCAAAGAGAGGAUGCUCCAGAAUAUAUUAAUAUUUCAAGUUUGGAAAACAUGGUGGCACCAAAUGCAUUGCCACCUGUUGAUUAUGUCAUGAAAUCAAUUUAUAGAGUUUCAGUGUUAGUCAAUGACAAAAACUUGAUGAUACGUACUAAAGAAGCAAUUGGAUUGUCAAAAAUUUUGAAAAGAUUGAAAAAAAAAGUACUGCAAGAUAUUUCACAGAUGGAUGAUGAACUGAGAGAGGCUGGUAAACCAGUGGAUAUUUUCCCACGAGGAUCCUCGUCUCCUACCUUGAGCAGACAGCAUUCUGAUAUUACAGUACUUUCAAGACAACAGGGAAAUGCAAGACCAAGCUUGAAAUUGGCGACAAGUUCCCCAAUUUCAGAAGCAUUCAAGAAGACCUCGAGCAAGUUUAUCCAGCCGGGUUCGGCUCAAAUUUCUCCUAGAACGUCUGUGAGUGAUUAUACUGCAUCUCAACAAAGGAGACAACAUAUGAAUAAGCGAUUUAGUACCCAGACGACACACUCUACAUCCGCUUUAUUCAUGAACCCUGCAAUCAUGCCCCCUGCAGUAAAUGCUGGGCAUAGGGAGAGUGAAGGAGAGAAUGGGGAAGGGUUUGCUUCCACUACCAAAAAUAACAAAAAGGAAGACGCAGCUUCAAUUGAUAAAGAUAAUAGCGGAGCCUUGUUUCCCUUUUUUGGCAAACGAAAGUAA
Messenger RNA from Saccharomyces eubayanus, 5262 nucleotides. It is a transcript of the gene PMD1, whose product is annotated as Pmd1p. Gene Ontology annotation, molecular function: protein binding. The coding region runs from base 1 to 5262 and encodes 1753 amino acids. The transcript has a single exon. Gene Ontology annotation, cellular component: mitochondrion; cytosol. Gene Ontology annotation, biological process: cell redox homeostasis. NCBI's taxonomy places the organism in Eukaryota, Fungi, Ascomycota, Saccharomycetes, Saccharomycetales, Saccharomycetaceae. The record is from RefSeq and is a predicted model, not a curated record.